CAUAGGCAGUGUGGUAGAGAGAGUGUGUUUCUCUUUGAGGGACAUUAAUGUGUGUAGAAGAAUCAGUGGUGAUGGAGCGUUUGUAUCUUCUGCUUGUGGUGUUUCACUUCACUGCAGGCUGCUCUCUCUCGGGUGAUCAGAAGAAAAAGGAACACAGAGGAUACACUGGUGGCUCAGUACUGCUGCCCUGUUCCUGCACUGACCUGCAGACCAAACCAAACGCUGUUAAAUGGGGGUUUAGAUCAGUAAAAUCUGAAGCCUCUCUCUAUAAUGAAAUAUACCCUGCACAGACUGGACAGCACAGAGACAGAGUCAAACUGAGCAACAAGAACUCAGGAAACCUCUCUCUGCUCAUAUCAGACCUGAGUGAAGAGGAUCAGGGAGACUACAGGUGUUCAGUGGGGAGUGAUUUUAAAUUGAUCAAUCUUCUUGUUGAAGUAUUUACCUCUACAGUGAGAGAAACUCCAACAGACCCAAAAAAAACUCCAACGUCUCUACCAGAACCACCCACCACAGACCAACAGACAGACAAACUAUAUCUAGGUCUUGGCAUCCUCACGCUUUUGCUAUUUCUGUUAUUUGGAACAGUGACGAUCAUCUGCUGGAGACUCAGGGGAAGGAGAAGUGGACAGAAGGUGACCACAGACGGACAUUUGGGCCUUAACAGAAAGCAGGAGAAUCAGACAGUUUCUGAUGAUGUGAUGUACUCAACUAUAGCCCACAGUAACACAGCCACACCAGCACGUGUUCAGAUCGGCAUCGGAGAGCAAACUGAAUACGCCAGCAUCAAAACAAACUAAACCAAAUAAAUAUACAGAUGUGCACUCAGAGCCUGUUACAGAGUAAUGCACAACUGUCCUGUUUUCACAUUUUCUUGUUUGAUGGUUAUGUUUAAAGAAAUGCUUUAAUUACCAAUUUACGAUUUUAACACUUUUUAUUGUUUAUAUAGUU
Pygocentrus nattereri (red-bellied piranha) is the source of this 951-nucleotide messenger RNA. RefSeq lists its product as uncharacterized. The transcript is spliced from 6 exons. The record is from RefSeq and is a predicted model, not a curated record. Gene Ontology annotation, cellular component: external side of plasma membrane. Bases 48 to 800 code for a protein of 250 amino acids. Lineage: Eukaryota; Metazoa; Chordata; Actinopteri; Characiformes; Serrasalmidae. Gene Ontology annotation, biological process: immune response; T cell costimulation; negative regulation of T cell proliferation.